This is a messenger RNA of Pogonomyrmex barbatus (red harvester ant), 1255 nucleotides long. RefSeq names its product 4-vinylanisole receptor-like. NCBI's taxonomy places the organism in Eukaryota, Metazoa, Arthropoda, Insecta, Hymenoptera, Formicidae. The record is from RefSeq and is a predicted model, not a curated record. Gene Ontology annotation, cellular component: plasma membrane. Gene Ontology annotation, biological process: sensory perception of smell; detection of chemical stimulus involved in sensory perception of smell. Gene Ontology annotation, molecular function: olfactory receptor activity; odorant binding.
GUUAAUAUUGUAAGAUAUUGUGUGUGACUGGACGAUGUGAUAAAGAUCGGAAAGACCCACGAUGCUCUUAGUACUCCGUUAACACAAGUAAAAUGGAUUUCUUUGAUGGGUACAACUACAAAGUCAAUAAAAUUCUGCUAUUGGCGAUCGGUCAAUGGCCUUACCAAUCGUCCAAGACGAGUCACAUUAUACUUAUCGUCAUAGCAACUAUAGUUUGCUCGCAAUUUCUCACUAAGAUAUGUGGCAUGGUUGCCUACAUUCACGAUAUGGACAUCGUGAUCGAGUGUCUCAUUCCGAUAAUGGUUGAUGUAUCAGGUAUGACGAAAAUGUUGAAUUCCAUACUAUGCGUAAAUGAGAUAAGAGCAUUGCUCGAUCGAAUACAAAAUGAUUUCAAUUUGUUGAGAAAUUCCAGUGACGUAAAACUUCUUCAAAAAUAUGCAGAUAAUGGCAAAAAAUCCUCGACCACUUACAUUUGUGUGAUGUAUAUGUUAACAGUAGUAUUUAUGCUGAUGCCUUUUCAACCGUUAAUCCUUCGAAUGGCUAACGCUACAACUCGGCCAAUGUUGCAUCGAGUCGAAUAUUACGUUGAUAUGGAUAAAUAUUAUUUUCCAAUUUUGAUUCACGGAUAUUUCACGGCCGUGAUUUGCGUUACGACCAUCGUCGCGACUGACGCGAUGUUUGUUAUAUUUGUGCAACACGUUUGCGGGCUGUUUAUCGUAACUGGUUCACGGAUAGAACAAGCGAUACAGGAAAUACACUCGAUCGGAGAUGCCAAUCCCCCAGUUACGAAAGAUAAGGCGUAUCAAAAUAUGAUACAAUGUGUUCACAAUCACAGAGCAGCUAUAAGGUUUGCCAAUCUUAUGGAACUUGUGUACUCCAAGCACUUUCUAUUCCAUGCCGGGCUGAAUAUGAUAGCUAUGAGUGUUACGGGCGUUGCGGCUGUGACAAAAUCGGACGAUCUGUCUGAGCUUCUUAGAUUAGUAGCAGUGUCGUGCGCGUUACUCUUUCAUCUAUGCUUUGAAUGUAUUAAUGCUCAGAGAUUAAUGGAUUAUAGCGGGUAUCUUCAUGUCAAUUUAAUAAAUUUAAACUGGUACGAUGCGUCGCCCAGGACGAAAAAACUUGUUCUUUUCAUGAUGAUGAAAACGCAGCCACCUUGCGUAUUAACGGCCGGCGGUAUGUUCGUUUUGUGCAUGGAAACAUUUGCUACGGUAAGAUAAUUUGUUUCAAAUUCGUAAAAAAAGAAGAGAGAAAAAUC